Messenger RNA from Cicer arietinum (chickpea), 1739 nucleotides. RefSeq lists its product as uncharacterized. Lineage: Eukaryota; Viridiplantae; Streptophyta; Magnoliopsida; Fabales; Fabaceae. The record is from RefSeq and is a predicted model, not a curated record.
AUAGCAAUAUUUGUGUUAUGUUAUAUAGUAGUAGUAUAUGUACUCAUCUCCAAAUUAUACAAACACAAGAAAAACACUGACUCACAUAAGUUCCCGACAGUUCCAAAUUACUAGGUACCCGUUGAUUGUGGGAUUAGAAACAAACAACAUACUAGGAAUAUAUUUCACUCUGAUUUUCACUUAACUGAACUUUCCUUAACACAGUGUUACUCUCUUCUUGUGUUGUUGCUGUGUUAACUUGGAGUGAUAUUAGAGCUGAUUCAGUUGAAUUUAGGUUUGUAUUCACUGUGAUAUCAUGGAAUCUCCACAAUCUAUUGUGUCACCAUUCAAGAGCAUUGUCCUAGGAGAUGUUGAGAAGUAUAAGUCUGAUGUUUUAACACAAAGCUCUAGCCCUUUGUCUAAGGACAUUGAAGUCAAUGGAAAAGAAACUUUUGUUGUGUCUAAUAAAGAGGAAUUCAUUGGUGUAGUUGAUGUUUACAUACAUCAAGCUAGAGACAUUCAUAACAUUUGCAUAUAUCACAAGCAAGAUGUUUAUGCUAAGAUUUGUUUGACUAAUGAUCCUGAAAAUUCUGUCUCUACUAAGAUUAUCAAUGGUGGAGGAAGGAACCCUGUGUUUAACGAUAACCUUCGUCUAAGUGUUCGGACGGUUGAUUCUUCUCUCAAAUGUGAGAUUUGGAUGCUGAGUAGGGUGAAGAAUUAUCUUGAAGACCAAUUGCUUGGUUUUGCUAUGGUACCUUUGUCUGAAGUAUUGAUCAUGAAGGAUGGAAAAUUAGAGAAAGAGUUCUCUCUUUCUUCAACUGAUCUAUUCCAUUCCCCGGCCGGUUUUGUUCAAUUGUCACUUGCUUACAACGGUGCUUCCCCCGAUGUUAUGGCUAUUUCUGCAAUGCCUACUAGUGAAUUAGACCAAAAUAGCACCGAAAAGGACUCCGAAACACGCGAGUCGAUUGUGAGAGAUUUAGAUAAAAUUGAAUUCCCUGACCCGAAAAUUGCAAAUGAAGACCACUUAAUGGUUUCGGAAUACUUUGGCAUACCAUGUGAGGACAGUAAAUGUACUGAUAGCUUAACCACUACUGAUACUGAAAAUCUCAGUCCCGAAGCCGGUGUUCAACUUGUCAAAAGCUUCUCAGCAUGCAGUGUUGAAUCUUUCCAACCUCAUAAGGUUGAGUCUCCACCUAGCAGCAUGUCGACAAAUGGAGUUUCCUCUCCUUCGGCAGCUGCAAGAUCAGAUGAGCAAGUUUCUGGCACCAAAGAGAAAAGUGUUGAUGUAAAAGACAGUGAGAGUGAUUCGACAAACACAUUGCAUAAUGAGUUAUUUCCAAAGCCUGCUGUGAGUGUGAAAAUUGAGCCAGAACCAAAGAUGGUGCAGCAGGAUAUUGUAGACAUGUACAUGAAAAGUAUGCAGCAAUUUACCGAGUCAUUGGCGAAAAUGAAGCUUCCUAUGGACUUUGAAAAUGGACCAACUAGUUCAGGAAACUCGAGCUCCGAACAGAAACUACAGGCGUCGAAAAGCAGUAACUCGCGCGUGUUUUAUGGUAGCAGAGCUUUCUUCUGAGACAUUUGCUAAGGUGACAUAGUUUUUAGAACAAAGAAAACUGAUAUCAGUAGUGAAAUGAAAUAAUGUAGUAUGAAUGAUCAAGUGUGGUAAUGGUUCUCUCUUUUUGUACUUUGUUUUCUUGAUUAUGUUAAAGGUAUAAUAACAUGGAAUACUUUAACUGCUAUAAGAACUUUUCUGUCUUAAA